ACAAGUGCGGCGAGUGCGGCGUGGGCUUCUCGCGCACCGACUACCUCAGCCGGCACGCGCUCUCGCACUCGCAGCGGAAGCCGCUCGCCUGUCCGGACUGCGGCCAGAGCUUCCGCCAGAGCUCGCACCUCAAACGCCACGCGCGCAAGCGCCACGGCCAAGGCCACGGCGGCGGCGCGCGCCCCCGCGAGUAGGGCGUCCGAGUCAUUAGCUUUAGGAGACGGCGUCACCAAAACUAGAUUACUCACUCGGCGUAUCUGCUGAAUAAUGUGUUCCGCACGCCAGCACAAAGUUAUUCUGUAUUUUGUUUGACACUCAAAUAAACAAAAUACUGAACUUUCACAUGUACCUUUACUUCCAGUUGCAAUGUCUGCUGCUGCCCCUGCCGCUGCCGGCGGCGCCCCAGCCCGCCACCGGCAACCCCCUGCAGUGCAGCACGUGCGGCGUGGUCGUGUCGUCCACCAGCAACCUCAAGAGGCACUUCAUGACGCACACGGGCGAGCGGCCCUACCGCUGCACCGUGUGCGGGGUCACCUACACGCAGUCCAACAACCUCAAGCGCCACUACAUGUUCACGCACGGGCAGCAGGCUCAGGUGUCGCACGGCAAGCCCAUGGGCUCGCUCAAUGGACAGCUGUGAAAUAAACAGACCGACGCACUCUUCA
This is a messenger RNA of Frankliniella occidentalis (western flower thrips), 665 nucleotides long. RefSeq names its product zinc finger protein 70-like. NCBI's taxonomy places the organism in Eukaryota, Metazoa, Arthropoda, Insecta, Thysanoptera, Thripidae. Gene Ontology annotation, cellular component: nucleus. The record is from RefSeq and is a predicted model, not a curated record. The transcript has 2 exons. Bases 344 to 640 code for a protein of 98 amino acids.